Populus nigra (black poplar) is the source of this 2326-nucleotide messenger RNA. RefSeq names its product probable glutamate carboxypeptidase LAMP1. The record is from RefSeq and is a predicted model, not a curated record. The transcript has 12 exons. NCBI's taxonomy places the organism in Eukaryota, Viridiplantae, Streptophyta, Magnoliopsida, Malpighiales, Salicaceae. Gene Ontology annotation, molecular function: carboxypeptidase activity. Bases 70 to 2253 code for a protein of 727 amino acids.
AUUAAUUGAUAAAUCAUCCGAAGUCUAAGCAAUCAUCUACGAAAUAUACAGUGCAGCCCCUCAACUAUAAUGAAGAAGCAGUGGAGUACAUCCCACAGCCAUAACUACACAAAAUUGAAGCACUCCAUGAUCAAGAUAGCCAUCGGCUUCCUAGCAAUAGGCAUAGCAACUUCUUUCUCCCUUUCGCUCUCUUCUUCUCCACCCAAAUCAUAUUAUCAUUCCCUCUACAUAUCCAACUCCAUCUCUGACAAUGCAUCGAUAUCACACGACCUCUACAUGCUCACCCGCCGACCCCAUGUCGCUGGAACAGAAGCCAACGCCCAAGCUGCGGCCUAUGUUCUAUCUACUCUCGUGUCAUACAACAUCGAUUCCCACAUCGUUUCCUAUGAUGUUUCAUUGACAUAUCCUAUUUCACGAUCCUUAAUCUUAACACAACCAGAACCAGCAUCAGAGCAAUUUCCAAUCACGUUUGAUCUUCGUCAAGAGAUUUAUGAUGGCGAUCCAUAUGCUGACGUGGCCCAUGAAGUCUUGCCCACUUUCCAUGCCUAUGCAAAGUCAGGUACAGCUCGUGGAGCUGUGGUUUAUGCGAACUACGGGCGGGUGGAAGAUUACAAGACAUUAAAAGAAAAGGGAGUGAAUGUAACGGGGACUAUUGUAUUAGCAAGGUAUGGUAAGAUUUUCAGGGGAGACAUCGUAAAUAAUGCCUUUGAGGCAGGCGCAAUAGGAGCAAUUGUGUAUACAGAUAGGAAGGACUAUGGGGGUGGAGGUGAUGAGGGAUGGUUUCCUAAGGCAAAGUGGAUGCCACCAAGUGGAGUUCAGGUGGGAUCUGUUUAUGACGGGGCCGGUGACCCGAGCACACCUGGAUGGCCGAGUAUUCAUGGAUGUGAAAGGAUAUCGGAUGAUGAAGUAGAGAAACAAGGCAAUGUUCCUUUAAUACCUUCAUUGCCUGUAUCAGCGGCUGACGGUGAAACAAUCAUGCGGUCUGUCGGUGGACAAGUGGCAGAUGAAGACUGGCAAGGAAGCAAAGAUAGUCCAACAUAUAGGCUCGGACCGGGGCCUGGGAUUCUAAAUCUUACUUAUACUGGAAAGAAAGCAAUUGAAACAAUUCAGAAUGUUAUUGCUAUAAUCGAAGGAGUUGAGGAGCCGGAUAGAUUUGUGAUUCUGGGUAAUCAUCGGGAUGCAUGGACAUUUGGAGCAGUUGAUCCCAAUAGUGGAACCGCCGCAUUGUUAGAGGUCGCCCGAAGACUGAUGAAGCUACAAGAAAGAGGAUGGAAACCUCGGAGAACAAUUGUCUUGUGCAAUUGGGAUGCGGAAGAGUAUGGCCUGAUAGGAUCGACUGAGUGGGUAGAAGACAAUAGAGAACUCUUGGCAUCGAGGGCUGUUGCCUACUUGAAUGUUGACUGUGCAGUCACCGGAGCCGGAUUUCAUGCUUCUGCAACUCCUCAGCUGGACAAAUUACUCGUGAAGACUACUCAGCGGGUUGGUGACCCAGAUAACUCAUCACAGACCAUCUAUGAAUCAUGGGUUGCUCCCCACAACUCUCCUACGAUUGAGAGACUAGGUGGAGGAGGAUCAGAUUAUGCAGCUUUUGUACAACACAUUGGCAUUGCAUCGGCUGACGUCUCUUUUGGGAAAGGAUAUCCAGUAUAUCAUUCAAUGUAUGACGACUUUGUUUGGAUGGAAAAGUUUGGGGACCCUAUGUUUCGAAGACAUAUUGCUGUGGCUAGCGUCUGGGGUUUGACAGCUCUUCAGUUAGCAGAUGAAGAAUUUCUGCCUUUCGACUAUCUAUCCUAUGCAUACGAGCUCCAGAAAAACGCAAAGGACUUGGAAGAUGAGAUAUCGGAUAAGGGCAUAAGGCUUGCUCCCCUGUUCGAGUCCAUUAAGAGACUAAGAGAUGCAGCCACAAAAAUAAACCAGGAGAGAAAGGCAAUUGAAGAAAACGGAGUGUGGGCAUGGAAGUUCAAGAAAGAUCAAGUGAAGGUGAGAGAGAUCAACGACAGGCUGAUGAUGGCGGAACGAGCAUUUACAGACGCAGAAGGGCUUUCUGGGAGGUCAUGGUACAAGCAUUUGAUAUAUGCACCGUCAAAGCAUGAUGAUUAUGGAUCGAGCUGCUUUCCUGGAAUAGACGACGCGAUUGAAGAGGCCAGGAGUCUCAGCACGCCAGAGGCAUGGCGCUCGGUACAGCACCAAGUUUGGAGGGUGUCAAGAGCUGUCAGACAUGUCUCGCAAGUCCUCACUGGUGAAUUGACUUGAAAUAUGCUCUGUCUAAAUCAAAAUCACCUUGGCUUGGAAGAUGUAAUAAAUAAGCUUCAUGCAGUGGAUUCAA